Molecule: messenger RNA, 1718 nt
Organism: Maylandia zebra (zebra mbuna)
Lineage: Eukaryota; Metazoa; Chordata; Actinopteri; Cichliformes; Cichlidae
Gene: grap2a
Product: GRB2 related adaptor protein 2a
Molecular function (GO): protein binding
Source: RefSeq, a predicted model, not a curated record
AACAAUAGCUCAUUGGUUUAAUGUUGGGCUCUAAUAAAUAAUAAAAAACCACACAGAGAGAAGACACGGCGGAACCCGUGGCUUUUAUUUUGAUAAGGUGGACUGAAGUUGGAGGGAAGGCGUCGCUCUUGGUGCAGCUGCAGCAGCAGAGCGAAGACCGCAGACUGCAGACGAACGCUGAGCGUGUUUAUCUUCCGUCCUCAGUCGACUUCAUUCACUCUACUGACCCGUCGGGGAAACCUCAUUCAGCACAGAAACAGGACUUUAAUAAGAUUUUUCCUGCAUUUAAUAAAAGUUUAAAAUAUGCUGCUGCGCUCAAACUGCGCAGGGAGAAGCGGGCAGGCUUAGAAUAAACUCGUCUAAAGUUUGAGUCGACUCCAGAGGGGAGGAAAGAAAAAGCCCUUUGCCACUUCUCCUUCACGUUCUUCUAAACCUCCCUGAAACUUCUCAAUGGAAGCCUCAGGAAAGUAUGACUUUAUCGCAACAGAGGACGAGGAGCUCAGCUUCAGAAAGGGUGAUUUACUAAAGAUUAUAAACGUUGAAGGUGAUUGGUGUAAGGCGGAGAUGAAUGGACGGGAAGGAUUUGUACCACAUAACUACAUCGAUUUCCAGAUUCCGGGGUGGUUUAAGGAGGACGCCAGUCGCAGUGCUGCAGAGGACAUACUCAAGUCCAAAACUGUCGGGGAGUUUCUGAUCCGAGGGUGCCAAACCUCCCUGGGGGAUUUCUCCAUUUCUGUCAAACAUGAGAAUGACGUCCAGCACUUCAGAGUGAUGAGGGACAACAAAGGCCAGUACUUCCUGUGGCAGGAGAAGUUCACCUCCCUCAACAAGCUGGUGGAGUUCUACAAAACCAACACCAUCUCUAAAAGCAGGGUGAUUUACCUCAACGAUGGCAGCCUCAACGACAGCAAAGGGUUCCCCUCCCCAUCCCAGCCGGUGAAGAGGGGGAGUUUGCCUGAGCAACGUACAACACCAGCUUUCAAUACGGCUCCACGCCGAUCUUCAGACCAGAGUACCAGCUCGAUGGGCAGAAGACCCGAGCUGGAGGCGCGAGCGCAUACAAUCGGCCACACAGGAAGAAACAGUCCUUCUACUUCGGCUCAGCCUCUGAGACGCACCUCUGAAACCUUGCCUCUGCCUCAGAGACCAUCCACGCUGCAGGUGAGGGCACUCUACAAAUUCACCGCAGAGGAAGACGACGAGCUCGAAUUUUCCGCCGGCGACAUCAUCGACGUGCUGGAUAACUCCGAUGCGUCGUGGUGGAAAGGCAGGCUGAGAGGAUCGACUGGGCUGUUUCCCGCAAACUACACAGAGCAGCUGUAAGGAAACGCCACAGGCGAUGAUUUUAAAACGCCUGCGUGCAUUCAGACUCGAUCUGCGGCUGCGUCAGCUCUUGAUGGGUUUCUGAACGUGAACCAGCAGGCUUCUGUAUGUGCUGCGUGUCAGCCUCCUACCAGAGGACUGAGGCAGUGCAGCUUUAUUUACAAAGGAGCAGAGACACCUGCAGGAACUUCCUACAGCUCCCACAUGUUCACCUGGCACACAGGAAAUGCUGCAAAUGAUGCCUGAGGAUGUUGUUUGUAUCAUGACGUGUCAGUAAGCAUGUUGUCUGAAUGCUUGCUGGCCAGGCUGCUGAUGAAUGGACUGUCUGCUCACUUUUGACACAUUUUUAUCAAAAAAUGUUAUUGACUUUUUAAAUAAACUUUUUUUUAUCACCA